UAACAAGGUUUGGCUUCAGGAUUAAGGGCAAUGUCCCGAUCAACAAAAAAAGAGUGACGGUAACAUGGGGUAUCUUUUAAGUUCUUAUUUAUUUAUUUCAUAAAAUUGAUCAACCGCUUGAUUGCAGGUAAAACCUCAAAGCGCUUUACAAAAAGAAGAAAAAACAGCAAGAUGUUUUUAGCAGGCCCCGGGGGGGGGGGGAGUAUGGUGAAGGUGCCUGCAAUACAUCAUUAGGCAGGGAAUUCAAAAGUGUUGGUGCUGCUACACUAAAAUAUCAAAUUCUUACUAAUGAGGAAUUGAUAUUAUGUGGAACCUAUAACAGUUCCAGUUCUACAGAUCGAAGCAUUCAUGAGGGAAUAUAUGGAGGGAGGCAAUCUUGCAGGUAGACUGGGAUAAGGGCGAGGGUGGCAGCUGUUUGGUUCAUAUCACGGGCGUAGUCAAGGGAGGGCAGGGGGUAGCUGCCCCCCCUCCGAUCAAGUAAAUAAAUAAAAAUACUUAACUGACCAGUCACAUCACAUAUAGCUUGGUUGCGCCCCCCAAAAAUCCUGCCCCUCCCAACAUAAAUCCUGGCUACGCCCAUGGUUCAUAUUCUGUAUAUUUGAGGAAGUAACUCGUUGUUUGUUGUGUGUCAACUACUGGAUAAAUAUUUGCAUUUUGGACAAAUGUUCAGAGCACCUAUGGAGCAGAUGGGUAAUGUGACUCUCCUGUUACGCAUAUUGGAAAACAGAGGGAUGACGCUGGCGUAUGUUUCGAAAGGUCAUAUUGUGGGAUCCGUAACUACCUUGGACUCUGCUGGUCUCUGUGUGCUGUCCAGCACAAAAUCCUAAAUCUUAAGGCGCCUUCAGAAAGCACUUUCAAUAGCGUGAUGCAUACUUUACCAAUACUGGAGAUAGAUGAUGGCACCUUGGACAAUGUGGAGGCAAGGGAGAAGCAGGCAGUUGGGGGGAAAGGAGAGCCGCGGCCCAUGGAAACCUCCUAUGAGCCGGAACGUCUUCCAUCUCCUAAGAUUGGGCUUAAGAUUCCUCCUCUGAGUAAAGAGAAGACUUUUAACAAGGAUCGCCUCUUUGGUGCUAUCGUGAGGGGGAACCCCGAGGAGCUGGAAGGACUGGGGGACUAUUUGCGAAGAAGUGGCAAAUAUCUUACCAACUCUGAGUACACAGAUGGAGAAACGGGCAAGACCUGCUUGAUGAAGGCCUUGCUGAAUUUAAAAGAUGGGGCAAACCCCACCAUCCCUUUGCUGUUGAAGAUAGACAAGGAGACCAAGAACCCAAGACCUCUGAUCAAUGUAGCUUGUAAGGAUAGAUUCUAUAAAGGCCACACAGCACUCCACAUUGCCAUUGAGGAGAGGAAUCUAGAUCUGAUCAAGCUCCUGGUGGAGAACGGCGCUGACGUCCAUGCCAAGGCCUGUGGAAAGUUCUUCCACCAGCAGGAGAAAGGGGCUUGCUUCUACUUUGGUGAGCUUCCCCUCUCCUUAGCUGCUUGCACCAACCAGCCAGAAGUGAUCAGGUAUCUCUUGGAUAACCCUCAUCAGAAGGCCAACCUGGCAGAGCGGGAUUCCCUCGGCAACACAGUCCUCCAUGCCUUGGUGAUGGUGGCCGAUGAUAUGGAUGAGAAGAACAGGGAGCUGGUGAUUGAGAUGUACAACAAGAUCCUGAUGCACAGUGCUACGCUCAACCUGAGCCAGAAACUGGAGGAAUUAAUCAACAGGGAAGGUUUGAACCCUUUGACCCUGGCCGUCAAGACUGGAAAAAUAGAGAUCUUCAAAAACAUUAUUCACCGCGAAAUCAAAGACCCGCAGUACCGUCACCUUUCGCGGAAGUUCACUGAAUGGACCUACGGGCCUGUCCGCAUCUCUCUCUACGACCUGACCUCCAUUGACAGCUAUGAGGAGAACUCUGUGUUGGACAUUCUUGCCUACAGCAGCGAUACUCCGAAGCGGUACGAGAUGGUGGUCCUGGAACCUAUAAACAAGCUUCUUCAAAGCAAAUGGGACUCUUUUGCUGCCAUGAGAUUUUACAUCAGUUUUUUCUCCUAUGUGCUGUUCAUGUCAGUGUUCUCAGCUGUUGCUUAUCACCGGCCUCUGGAGGGGAAGCCUCCUUUUCCAGUGACACUCACUGCUGGAGACGUAUUGAGGCUCAUUGGCCAGAUCAUUGUCUUAAUUGGAGGCGUGUAUCUCCUCAUUGAUCAGGCUUUUUACCUGUGGAGAAGGCGCCGGUCACUGACAACUCUGCUUCAGGACGGCUACAUUGAGAUUUUUCUGCUGUUGCAGUCAGUGACCCUGCUGGUUUCGGCAGUGAUGUACCUUGCAGGCCUGGAAGAUUACCUGUCUUGGAUGGUCUUCUCCCUCCUGCUCGGCUGGACAAACCUGCUGUAUUACAUGCGAGGCUUUCAGCAGACCGGGAUCUACGUUGUCAUGAUACACAAGGCUAUCCUGCGGAACCUCAUGCAUUUCCUCAUGGUCUAUGUGAUCUUCCUCUUCAGCUUUUCAACAGCCCUUGUCAUACUUACUGGGGAGGCUCCCCAGCCAGUCCAGAAUGGGUCUUCCCUCAUCAACAGUGAUGGCAAAGACCAAGUCAAGUAUGUUGGGCUGCUGCAGACUUCCCUGGAGCUGUUCAAGUUCACCAUUGGGAUGGGGGAGUUGGAGUUCCAACAGAACAUGAGGUUCAGGUACUUUGUGAUGUUCCUCCUGCUCUUCUAUGUCAUCAUGACUUACAUCCUCCUUCUGAACAUGCUGAUUGCCCUGAUGAGCGAGACGGUCACGGAGGUCUCUGAAGAUGGUCAAAAGAUCUGGAAGCUGCAGCGAGCAACUGCUAUUAUGGAGUUGGAGAAAAGCUGGGUUUGGCAUUGGCAGAAACCCAAGCGAUCUGGUUGCCAGCUGUCUAUCGGCUCCAAAGACAAGAAAGAUAAGAGAUAUUUUUUCCGAGUAGAAGAGCUAGAUUGGGCUAACUGGAAGAAAGAGGUUGGAGCCCUCAAGGAGGAGCCUGCAGACUCAGACCACAACGAGACAGUGUCAAAAGGGAAGCGCCUGUUGAACCGAGUAUCUCAGGGGGUGAGGGCACGAUUCACGAUGCCAGAGGUGGCGGAGGAACAGUUGCCGCUGCAAGACGGAAGCCACUGAGGGAGAGAACAUCAGGAGGGCAUGAUGGAUUGCUCACACCACGUGAACACCCACCUCCAGCUAUUCUCCUUCAAGGGCUUGAGAGCAAUCUGACCACGGCAACAAAAAAACAAAUCACUGUUAAGGACCACGCAGCAUGCCUUUUACAGGCCGGGUGUUUUUUAUUUAUUUAUACAUUUUUAUUAGUUUUUUAACAUAUCAUUUCCAACAAUCAUUUAACAUAAAUUCUUAUCUUAUACAAUAUUUUAGACUGCCAUCAACAACCUCUGAAGAUUGUCCGUUCUUUAUCACUUAUUCUGCAUUUCUUAAUUUCUCUAUUACUUUUAAUUAUCUUUAACUAAUAAUCCUCUUCAUAAUCUUCCUUGCAAUAUUUCACAUAAUCCCCCUUACAGAACUUCUUGCAAUCCUACUAGAGUAAUCUGUUUAUUACAAUUGCUUUUUAAAUAGUUCAAAUAUUUACUCCAGUCUUCUAAGAAUCUCUGGUCCCGCAGGUUUCGAAUCCUUCCUGUUAAUUUGUCUAAUUCUGCAUAGUCCAUUAAUUUCAUUUGCCACUCUUCUUUCGUCAGUAAUUCUUCUUGAUUCAAUUUCUGUGCCAGUAAUAUUCUUGCUGCCGUUAUUGCAUAUAAAAACAAUUUACAACCCUGUCUGUUAAUGUCCUCCCCUACAAUGCCCAGUAAAAAUGCUUCUGGUUUUUUAAUAAAUGUAGGCUAGGUGUUAACAGUCUUGCUUUAGAGGAAGGUUAGUUCAAAGAGUUUCCUAUCAAAGAGUUUCAGGCUAAGACCAUCAGAAGGGCCUGGCUGCACUGAUACCUGGGUGUGAUGCCCUGGGACCCAAGUGGAUAUCAGUAACGCUCACUAAUUCAGACAACUUCAUGUAGCAGGUUGCAGAACACCAACAUUUUGCAUGCAACAGGAAAAAAAUAAUGAAUUUAUAAACUUUGCUCAAAACUACCUUUUGCUGUAGUAAUUAGGAGCAGGCUGCUCUGACCAACGAGAUUAGUUUUAGGGGUCCACGGUCUGUUCAUGCAUUCUGUUAUCCAAUCAUAUUGCUGAAAGGGAUUGUUCACGAGAUAGAGAGUGUUAUAAAAGUGUUUGAAUUUUGCAUUCUAGGUCCAGAAUUUGGAGAACUCCUCUGGGUUAUUUAUGCUUACUGCAGCCUGUAAUAAAAUCUGAACUCUU
Messenger RNA from Podarcis raffonei (Aeolian wall lizard), 4296 nucleotides. RefSeq names its product transient receptor potential cation channel subfamily V member 2-like. Bases 866 to 3118 code for a protein of 750 amino acids. The record is from RefSeq and is a predicted model, not a curated record. The transcript is spliced from 16 exons. Gene Ontology annotation, cellular component: membrane. Lineage: Eukaryota; Metazoa; Chordata; Lepidosauria; Squamata; Lacertidae. Gene Ontology annotation, biological process: calcium ion import across plasma membrane. Gene Ontology annotation, molecular function: calcium channel activity; protein binding.